Fusarium tjaetaba is the source of this 2796-nucleotide messenger RNA. Its product is annotated as 3-isopropylmalate dehydrogenase. Gene Ontology annotation, cellular component: cytosol. The record is from RefSeq and is a predicted model, not a curated record. Lineage: Eukaryota; Fungi; Ascomycota; Sordariomycetes; Hypocreales; Nectriaceae. Bases 1 to 2796 code for a protein of 931 amino acids. Gene Ontology annotation, biological process: regulation of DNA-templated transcription; L-leucine biosynthetic process. The transcript has 6 exons. Gene Ontology annotation, molecular function: DNA-binding transcription factor activity, RNA polymerase II-specific; 3-isopropylmalate dehydrogenase activity; zinc ion binding.
AUGUCAGAGAACAAAGUAUUUCGCGUCCUCAUUCUCCCCGGUGACCAUGUCGGUCCUGAAAUCAUGGCCGAGGCCCUCAAAGUCCUCGACAUAAUCGAGGCAAGUCGUCCAGACAUCCGCUUCGAACGAGACACAGGCAUCGUCGGCGGAUGCAGUAUCGACAAACACGGCACGCCCGUCACAGACGCAGUCCUCGAAAAAGCACUAGCCAGCGACGCCGUUCUCUUCGGCAGCAUCGGCGGUCCAGAAUGGGCAGGCGUCGAACCAACUCCCGAGUCAGGACUCUUGAAGCUGCGUCAAAGUCUCGACGCUUUUGCCAAUUUGCGUCCCUGCGAGAUUCUCGUCCCGUCGCUAGUUAGUGCAUCGCCUAUCAAAGCUGAGCUUGUAGCUGGGACAAAGUUCAUCGUUGUCAGAGAGAAUUGCGGUGGUGCUUACUUUGGCAAGAAGGAGGAGAGUGAAGAUGAAGCUUCUGAUCUUUGGAUCUACUCGCGUCCUGAGGUUGAGAGAUUGGCUCGUGUGAGUGCAGCUGUUGCGAGGAUCUUGCACGCGAGCAGUGAGAAGAAGAACGACGGUAGUAAGCCUGUUGUUUGGAGUGCCGACAAGGCCAACGUCCUUGCGAGCGGUCGUCUCUGGCGGCGUGCAACUACAAAUAUCUUCAACAAGGAACUCGCCGACAUUGAUCUCCGCCACCAACUCGCUGACAGUCUCGCCAUGUUGAUGGUUCUCGAUCCCAAGCGCUUCAACAACAGCGUCAUACACACAGACAACACAUUCGGCGAUGUCCUCUCCGACAUUUCCGGCGGCAUCACAGGCACUCUCGGUGUCCUUCCCAGCGCGAGUCUAGCUGGCGUUCCGGGUGAAGGAUCCUGCAAGGGCAUCUAUGAGCCUGUUCAUGGCAGUGCGCCUGAUAUCUCGGGCAAGAACCUCGCCAAUCCCGUGGCGCAAAUAUUGAGUUUGGCGAUGAUGUUGCGCUACUCAUUUUUGCUGGAGAAGGAGGCUGAUGCGAUUGAGCAGUCGGUUGCCAAGGUUCUGGAUACCAAGGAAAGUGGUGGAUUGGAGAUUAGGACGAAGGAUCUUGGGGGUAGUGCAAAGUGUAGUGAGGUUGGAGAUGCGAUAACUUGGAUGGCUUCAUCAAAGCUACCCCAACAGGAGACAGGACUUGCCAGACCUAAGAGACGCCGGAUUGACCGGCAAAGACCUGACGUAACAUAUUCUCGCAAGCGUGCCAUCGCAGCCUGUCGAAUAUGUCGCGUCAAGAAAAUUAAGUGCAACAACGUCCGCCCAGUCUGUGGAUCCUGUGUAUCAUCUCAGUCUACUUGUGUCUAUGAAAGCUCCGGAGAGGAUCACUCAUCUUUUGACCCUGCCAGUAUUGCCAUCCUCCAACGUCUGAACCAGGUCCUCGAGAGCGUUGGCGAUAUUCCAGGUAUAAUCAAGGCGAAUGUUGAGACGGCCUUGAAAAAUGCCGCAAGCCCAGCAUCGCGCGUUGACGCGUUCUCGGAUAGUCAGGGAUUGAACGCUGAUGAUCUGACCGCUCCGACUGGGAUAUCAAGCGUCGAGUCUGUUCUUAAUUGGCCUAUCCUGGCGGGGAUUGUUGAUCCAGGCUAUAUUCUCCAAGCUCUAUCGGAUACACGAGCUGGUCUUGACCAUGCUUCUUUAUCCUGUGAAGCAGACACUGUUUCGGGAAUCAACGCGGAACACGUUCACCCUGUGAACCCGAUUCUUGACGUCAAUGAGAUCUACUCUCACAGCUUGCGCAUUUCAGAAACCGGCAUCAAAUGGGAUGGAGAGUCAUGCAUCGUGCUCAUCGCAUGUGCUUUGGGAUGCAUGGCUAAACCUUACGAUACCAUGGUGACUUCACCGUCGGAAACAUCAACCGCAUCCUCCAUCGAAUCACAAGUUGAAGAGUUAGAAAUGGCGAGUGCUUACUUUGAAUUAGCUAGGCAAAGACUUGGCAUGUUGGAUCAAAGUCUCCUAGCUGCUCAGUGUCACUUCUUUGCCGGGGUAUACUACAUGUUCACUCUCGCUCCUCUACGCGCCUGGUCUCAGUUCGAGCAUGCUGCCAACACUUUCUAUAUCUACUGGAAGUAUCUGCCGCGACAAGACUCGCGACUGUGUCGAAGCUUUUACUGGAGUUGUCUCAAAUCCCAAGUCGAGCUUGGUCUCGAUCUGCAACUUCCUCAAAGUAUUCUGAAGGAUCUACAUGAUGCUGGGUCCGAGCUACCUACUCCACCUGAGAUAAACGCGUGUCAUUCUCGACAGACAAGGACCAUAUUUCCACCGCCGGGGGAAACCUCUGCCGAAGAUCUUGAUAGUGUGCAGGAGGAGAGUUGGGCUCAGACGAUGCCUCUUAUGGCUCAAAUCACCAUGGGUGCACUACCUACUAACAAACUAGCACUGCUGCUCUACGCUAGAGUCCUGGAACUCAAGUGUCUCAUUUAUCGGCCAUUCCUAUACCAUGCAGCUCAUUCCACCAUGAGUGACAGAGAACAGGCUCACAUUAGUCCCUUUGUUGACAAAGGCCUCUCCUGUCAUUUUCUCGCCAUUACCAUUGGAUACCUACACUAUCGAAACCAUAUAACGUACUAUCACUUCAGGUCGUCAACAGCGUCUGCUCUCUGCAUCAUGGCAGUCGUCAUGUCUGGGAAAGUGCAUACUGUUCAUCAGAUGGACUGGCGCGGCGAUAUUAAGACAUUGAUCAAAAAGAUUCGGUAUUGGGAGGACGAGGCUCCUACGGCUGGGCGAUGUGCAGACGUCUUGGAAGCUGUUAUGUCGUCUGUUGAACAGUCACUUCUAUAA